CCUCUUUUAUGGUUACGUCAAUUCAAUCGCACUUAUCCAACCUGGAUUGCGCAAUAUUUUCAACAAUAUGAAUCAAGUAAUAUGACUAAACAGCAUAAAACUUUUUUCAGUAACCUAGAGCUCGCUAUACUUCAGCAGAGCCGGGCUACUGUAGAUCCCUUUGGAGAUUGUAUGGAUUAUUCAUAUUCCACAGACCACAUCAUGUUUCAACUUGCCGCUAACAUUAGCAGAAGCGAAUUUAAAGAGGCAAUUGACAAUUGCGAUGUGUACAACUAUUCUGAUAUAUGCAAAUUCGUUCUUACCAAGAUCAAUUGGAAACUAGCGGAUCCACAUAUCAAUGUGCUGUAUUCCGAGAUUGAUAUGACAAUUGAACAUAUCUGUCCUCGAUCAACAGCACAGCCUCUUGGCGUUCUGACCCUCCAAAGUUCGGUUCGGGAAAAACUAUACGAUCAAAAGUAUUCCAAAUUUCGGGAAUCCAGUUUUGCGAUUACGCAACAUCUUUGCAAAACCUUUCCCAAAUCAUUCUCGUCAGAAGAUGUGGAAAAGAGGCACGCACUCCUUGUCGAUACUUUUUGA
Dentiscutata erythropus is the source of this 576-nucleotide messenger RNA. The record is from the annotation of a GenBank genome assembly. NCBI's taxonomy places the organism in Eukaryota, Fungi, Glomeromycota, Glomeromycetes, Diversisporales, Gigasporaceae.